Messenger RNA from Sinocyclocheilus anshuiensis, 2256 nucleotides. Its product is annotated as B-cell receptor CD22-like. Bases 1 to 2256 code for a protein of 751 amino acids. NCBI's taxonomy places the organism in Eukaryota, Metazoa, Chordata, Actinopteri, Cypriniformes, Cyprinidae. The record is from RefSeq and is a predicted model, not a curated record. The transcript has 12 exons.
AUGAUGUCAAUCAGAAUAGCUCCUACUCUUCCGCUGAUCUUUCUUCUCAUGAUUCACAGUGAUGGUUAUUGGGAUGUGAGUUACAGUCAUCCACACAUCUGUGCACUAAAGAACUCAUCAGUGAUAAUGAGCUGCACUUAUGCAUACCCUACUGGAUAUCAGAUCAUGAAAACGUUCUGGACCAAUGGGUCUGUAAAGGGUGUAGAGCCUCCAGAUCUGUCUAAGGAUCCUGAAUACAGUCAGAGGCUUCAGUAUCUGGGAGAUGAACAGAAGAACUGCACCAUCAGACUGAGUCAUGUGACACAGAAAGAUGAACACAUGUACUAUUUCAGAUUCAUAACUGAUAAACCUGAUAAGAAAUGGAUUGGUGUUCCAGGAGUAAGUCUUACUGUAACAGAUCUUCAGGUGGAGGCUCCUGAGAGAGUGACAGAGGGUCAUAAUGUCAGUCUGACAUGUAAAAGCAGCUGCACUCUGACUGACAGAGCAACAUUCAUCUGGUACAGAAACUCACAGCCAUUAACUGAGAGAAGAGACGGAAACAAUCAACUCCUGCUGCAGUCAGUCAGAAGAGAGGAUGCAGGCAGAUACAGCUGUGCUCUACAUGGACACAGUUACAUCUCUCCUGCUGCUCAGCUCAGUGUCACGUGUGUUGCUAUAAUGAUGUCAAAGCUCCUACUUCCUACUCUUCCGCUGAUCUUUCUUCUCAUGAUUCACAAUGCUUUCAGUGGUUAUUGGGAUGUGAGUUACAGUCAUCCACACAUCUGUGCACUAAAGAACUCAUCAGUGAUAAUGAGCUGCACUUAUGCAUACCCUACUGGAUAUCAGAUCAUGAAAACGUUCUGGACCAAUGGGUCUGUAAAGGGUGUAGAGCCUCCAGAUCUGUCUAAGGAUCCUGAAUACAGUCAGAGGCUUCAGUAUCUGGGAGAUGAACAGAAGAACUGCACCAUCAGACUGAGUCAUGUGACACAGAAAGAUGAACACAUGUACUAUUUCAGAUUCAUAACUGAUAAACCUGAUAAGAAAUGGAUUGGUGUUCCAGGAGUAAGUCUUACUGUAACAGAUCUUCAGGUGGAGUCUCCUGAGAGAGUGACAGAGGGAGAUUCAGUGCGUCUGACAUGUAAAAGCAGCUGCGCUCUGACUGACAGAGCAACAUUCAUCUGGUACAGAAACUCACAGCCAUUAACUGAGAGAAGAGACGGAAACAAUCAACUCCUGCUGCAGUCAGUCAGAAGAGAGGAUGCAGGCAGAUACAGCUGUGCUCUACACGGACACACUUACAUCUCUCCUGCUGUUUAUCUCAAUGUCAUGUAUCCUCCAAAGGAAACUUUUGUUGUGGUGAGUCCAUCUGGUGAAAUAGUGGAGGGAGAUUCAGUGACUCUGAGCUGCAGCAGUGAUUCAAACCCACCUGCAGAAAUCAGCUGGUUUAAAGGAAGAAUGUUUGUAGGAUCUGGAAGAAUCUACAGCAUCUCAAAAAUCAGCUCUGAUCACAGUGGAGAAUACAAGUGCAAGUCCAGAAAUAAAAAUGGAGAGAGAUACUCUGAUGCUGUGACUUUAAACAUCAUGUAUCCUCCAAAGAGCGUCUCAUUGUCCAUAAAUGGAUCUGCUGAAAUAGUGGAGGGAGAUUCAGUGACUCUGAGCUGCAGCAGUGAUUCAAACCCUCCUGCUCUGAACUUCAGCUGGUUUAAGGAGAAUCAAAGCUCAGCUGUUGGAUCUGGACAGAGUUUCAGUGCACUACAGAGUGGACGCUUCUACUGUGAGGCUCACAAUCAAUAUGGAUCUCAGAGAUCAGACGCUGUUACUGUCACUGUACAUGGAAGGAAGUUUCGGUAUGCAGUUGCUGGAGUCACUGGAGGAUUGGGAGGUUUAAUCUUCAUAUUCAUCAUUGUGUUGCUCAUGAGGAAAAAACAGAGACCUAAUCACAUCGCACAAAAGCAGGAUGAUCUUUAUGUCAACGUAUCAGCUCACAAUAGGUCUCUGUCUGAAUCUGAUGCCGCGAAUCAAAACAAUGCCCUGUAUUCCUUAAUUACUCUCAGCAAUUUCAGUCACAAUCAGACUGAAGGAAAAGCAUCUGAUUCUGAAGAUACAGAAGAGAUCCAGUAUGUAACUGUCCUGCAUCAUAUAAACAAAGAGAUGAACCAACCGGAAGAGGAGGAAAGCCAGUACGACAACAUUAGAAAAUACCAGACUGAUGCUGCAAGGAGAUGUACUGAUCAGAUGGUGGAGGAUCAAUCAGUGAUUUACAGUGCAGUCAAAUGA